AUGUGCUCCUUGAGGCUGGAAGCCGUUCUCGUCAGCGAUGUAGGUGACAGUAUAUACAACACCGUCUGGGCCCACGUAGCUGUACUGACCACGAACUGCGAUCGAUUCGUUAUCAGUGCCAGGGUUUACUACUUGUCCGUCUUCGUUUUUCGUGAUACCGUCCGACUGAUCAAUCCUGUAAAUAAUAGUAGUAAUAUUUAUACAUAUGAACCGAUAAAGUCAGUAAACAGAUUUAAAUAAAAAAAGUCAACUUGUUUAAAGAAAAUCAUACAGAAUCUUAGAUUUUGCCUUCGCAAUGAUGACAAACAAAUUAUACUUUAUCAACUCUACACAAGCCUACACAUUCCUCAUGGACAUAUCUUAAGCAUACUACACACAGACGCAUGUCACGUACUUCAUCCUUAUCGCAUAUGAAACAGUACCAGUUUUCGUCUUUAUUCUUUCGGGACGUUUGGCUUUUAACAGUUCCAGACUCACUAGAUUUUUUUAUUGUUUUAUCUAGGCCGGAUGGACCUGGAUUUGGGUCUUUAAACAAAUCUCUUACGACGAUUUGCGCAGUAGAAUUGGUGGC
Molecule: messenger RNA, 571 nt
Organism: Acanthoscelides obtectus
Lineage: Eukaryota; Metazoa; Arthropoda; Insecta; Coleoptera; Chrysomelidae
Source: the annotation of a GenBank genome assembly